Messenger RNA from Rubroshorea leprosula, 3137 nucleotides. The record is from the annotation of a GenBank genome assembly. NCBI's taxonomy places the organism in Eukaryota, Viridiplantae, Streptophyta, Magnoliopsida, Malvales, Dipterocarpaceae.
CAUCUAACCAUUACCAAGAUCUUACAUAUCUACCAUAUUUCCUUCACAUACGCUAUCUUCAUCUCUGAUUUCAUUCUCAUCACUUCCAAUAUGAUGAUUUUGGGUGGAAGGUCCCUUCAACUUGUCUAUGCACUCCUGAUUUUCCUGUAUAUGCAAACUUCUAUCGGAUUCAAUUCAACAACUGGUGAUUAUGAAAUUAGGUGCAUAGAGAGUGAAAGACAGGCGCUUCUUGCAUUUAAGCAAAGUCUAGUUGAUGAAUAUGGCAAGCUUUCUUCAUGGGGCAGUGAAGAAGAGAAAAAAGAGUGUUGCAAAUGGGAAGGAGUUCAAUGUAGUAACACAACUGGUCACGUCACCGUGCUUGAAGUUCCUUGGUUAAAAGGUAAUCUUAGUCCUUCCCUAUUUGAGUUGUACCAUUUAACUUAUUUAGACCUCAGUUGCACUGAUUUCAACUUAAGUCCUGUUCCAGAGUCUAUUGGUUCCCUCAACAAAUUACAACAUCUUGUUCUUUGUUUUUGUAAUUUAAGUGGAUCUCUUCCUAGUCAGCUUGCAAACCUCACAAGUUUGCAGUCUCUUGAUCUUAGGUAUAACAAAUUCGACAUAAAAAAUCUUGAGUGGCUUUCUCCUCUUUCUUACUUGCAAUACCUUGAUCUGAGUGGAAAUGACCUUACUAAGGUCAACAAUUCCUGGCUAGAGGUAAUUAAUAAGCUUCCUCGUCUAAACAUCUUAUAUCUAUGUGGAUGUAAUCUUCCAUAUGUCCUUCCUCAAUCUAUCCCCAUGAUUAAUACAUCUACUUUGCUCGCUGUCCUUGACCUAAGCUCUAAUAAUCCGAGUGCUUCCACAUUCCAAUGGUUGUCCAAAUUCAACAAGAGCCUUGUUAGUCUCAACUUGUCUGACAAUUCUUUUCAAGGUUUGAUUCCAGAAAAUCUUAGUUACAUGACUUCUCUGGAAACCCUAGAUCUCAGUGACAACCAAUUUGAAGGAGGGAUUCCAAAAUCCUUUGGGAACCUGUGCAAAUUAAGGUCCUUAAACCUAUCUAAUAACAAUCUAGACGAAAUGCUUAAAGAACUUAUUGGUAACUUAUCUGGAUGUCUACGACUCUCCUUGGAAGGAUUAUAUUUGGAUGAAAAUAAAAUUAAGGGACCACUGCCUGAGAUGAUAAAGAACUUCUCCUCAUUGCGAUGGUUAUCUCUUUACAAUAAUAAACUGAGUGGUACUGUGCCCAAAAGUAUUGGACUCCUGUCAAAGCUUGAGUGGUUAGGAAUUUCUUCCAAUUCUUUGAAUGGGACGAUCACUGAAUCACACUUCUCAACACUAUCUAAGUUACGGGGCUUGGACAUGUCUUUUAAUUCUUUGAGCUUCAACUUUAGCCGUGACUGGAUUCCACCAUUCCAGUUGGAUGAGAUAGAACUUGCGUCGUGCAAGUUGGGCCCAAAGUUUCCAAGAUGGUUAAAGACCCAGAGAAACUUUUCUAACCUUGAUAUCUCUGGGAAUGAGAUUUCAGAUGGCAUCCCAAAGUGGUUUUGGAACCUAUCUUCUAGAGCAUUUCAUGUGAAUCUUUCUUCCAAUCAUCUCUAUGGAGUUUUGCCAAAUUUUUCAACUACAAAAUUUGCUGAUUCUUUUAGCCUUGGGAUAGAUUUGAGUAAAAAUAAGUUGGGGGGUCCAUUUCCAGUAUUCCCUAUUAAUGUCACAUACAUAAACCUAUCAGAAAAUAGGUUUUCUGGGUCAAUUUCUUCUCUCUGUACUAUAACUAGUGGGAACCUUGUGGUCCUUGAUGUUUCACACAAUCAACUAUCUGGAAAGCUUCCUGAUUGCAUGACACGAUCAACAAGUUUGCUGAUUUUGAAUUUGGCUAAAAAUAAUUUAUCUGGGAAAAUUCCAAGCUCUAUUGGAUCUUUGUCUCGCCUUAAAUCAUUACAUUUGCAAAACAACAAUUUCUCUGGAGAAAUACCUGGGGCUCUAGGAAAUUGCAGUGCCUUGCAAUUUUUGGACUUGAAUUAUAAUAGCUUCUCUGGAAUAAUACCAGUUUGGAUUGGAGAAAGGCUAAGUUCACUUAAUUUCCUUCUUCUGAGAUCCAAUAAUUUCAGUGGAGACAUCCCCUUGCAACUAUGCUGGUUGACAAAUAUUACGCUGCUAGACCUCUCCAACAACAAUCUAUCUGGAACCAUACCCCAGUGCAUCCAGAAUCUGACUGCAUUAGCUCGAAAGGAGAGUUUAGCCCAUGAUCAUAAUUCCUGGUCCGAACGAAGCUAUGCUUACAAUGCAUCCGUAAUGUGGAAAGGAACGGAGCGUGAUUAUGGGAAUGGAAAUCUCAAGAAUCUGAGGAUCAUUGAUCUUUCAAGCAACAAAUUAACAGGAGAGAUUCCUAUCCAGACAUCGGUUCUCUUCAAACUGGUUCAACUGAACUUAUCAAGAAAUCAGUUGACAGGAAAGAUUCCUCCAGAUAUUGGGCAAAUGAGAGACUUAGAAUCACUCGAUCUGUCACAUAACCGGCUUUCAGGUCAACUUCCUUGGAGCAUGUCCCAAUUAAAUUUCCUCAGCACUUUGAAUCUGUCAUACAACAACUUUUCAGGGAGAAUCCCAUCAUCAACCCAGAUGCAGUCCUUUGAUGCUUCUUCAUUUGUUGUUAAUCCUGCACUCUGUGGGCUUCCUCUGACACCAACUUGCCCGGGAGAUGAAAAAUCAAAGAGCAAACCAACAGACAGUGGUGGCAAAGACAAUCAAGAAGACAAAUCUGAAUUUUGGAAAUCAUUUAAACUGGGAUUGGAACUUGGAGGGGCAAUCGGUUUUGUGGAAGUUUUGGCUAUGAAGUUUGAUCAUCCAUGGAAACAUGUCUGUUUCCUAUUGUUCAACAACGUGAGGAUCCGGCUCAGCAACUUGAAGGACUGCCUUUAUUUACUUGUAGCAGCAGUUGGUUCGAUGGUGAGAGGGCAUGUAUCUCGAUUGGGAAGAAAGUUGAAGUUGUUUGAGCCAUCAGUCUCUUCCUAGGGGCCAGAGAAGGUUCAAGAUGUUUCAUGUUGGACGGAUGUCUUCUCCUCUUUCCACGUCAAUAAGUCCAAGCUGAGCUGGGCAUUGUUUCUUCUUAAUUUUUCAGUGUGUAUGGGUGAAAGUUCUGUUUAAAUUAAAUGGUUGUGCUUUUU